This is a messenger RNA of Anarrhichthys ocellatus (wolf-eel), 2549 nucleotides long. Its product is annotated as ras-related protein Rab-11A. The coding region runs from base 125 to 772 and encodes 215 amino acids. The transcript has 5 exons. Gene Ontology annotation, molecular function: GTPase activity; GTP binding. NCBI's taxonomy places the organism in Eukaryota, Metazoa, Chordata, Actinopteri, Perciformes, Anarhichadidae. The record is from RefSeq and is a predicted model, not a curated record.
AGAAAACGUCGAAGAAGACAUUGCGGAAGUGCGGCUCCCAAACAGAUUCCCGUUGGAAGUAGAUCGCCUUCCUUUCAUUAAAUCACAUUAAAUCUUGGACUAAUAACCAUUUACCACUAAGACGAUGGGCACUAGAGAUGACGAGUAUGAUUAUUUGUUCAAAGUGGUCCUUAUCGGUGACUCGGGCGUGGGGAAGAGUAACCUGCUGUCUCGUUUCACCCGCAACGAGUUCAACCUGGAGAGCAAGAGCACCAUCGGGGUCGAGUUCGCCACGCGCAGCAUCCAGGUGGACGGCAAGACGGUGAAGGCCCAGAUCUGGGACACGGCUGGCCAGGAGCGCUACCGGGCCAUCACAUCAGCGUACUACCGCGGGGCGGUGGGGGCUCUUCUCGUCUACGACAUUGCCAAACAUCUAACGUAUGAGAACGUGGAGCGCUGGCUGAAGGAGCUGAGGGAUCACGCCGACAGCAACAUCGUCAUCAUGCUGGUGGGAAACAAGAGCGACCUGCGUCACCUCCGGGCCGUUCCCACCGACGAGGCGCGGGCUUUCGCCGAGAAGAACGGUUUAUCUUUUCUGGAGACGUCGGCUCUGGACUCCACCAACGUUGAGACGGCCUUCCAGACCAUCCUGACAGAGAUCUACCGCAUCGUCUCCCAGAAGCAGAUGUCGGAGCGUCAGGAGAGCGACAUGUCGCCCAGCAACAACGUGGUCAACAUCCAGGUGCAGCCCACCGAGAACAAACCAAAGAUGCAGUGCUGUCAGAACAUCUAGCCCCGCCCCUUCCCCCAGGUAAAUACAUCCCAGUAUAAGAAGUCACCGCGUGGGGUGACCCCCCCCACCACCCACCCCAAGCAGAGCCCCUCUGUCGUUAGGCUACUGCAGGACAGCAGGCAUUUCAUAUCACUUUAGAUUUCAUUACUGUAGAUGCGCUGACGUCUCACGAAAAUGUCUUAAUAUAUGAAUGUGAUUUGUUUUUCUUCAUACUUUGUGCUGAUUUUUUUUCCACAUUUUUAUGAUCUCUUCUUCUCUUGUCUCGGUUCAUAUAUCUACUACUGGAUAUGAAUUUAAAGCACAUCAAAGUUGCUCUGAAGUUAUGUCAUCUUAGCCCCCCCCCCCCCCCCCCCCUCAGUGCAAUGUACUGUUUUGGAAAAACCACGUGGAUUGUAUCGAGCACAGCGUGGAGCUGAUGAAACGUAGAAGCUUUUGUUUGUUUUUUUGCAUUUGUCGAGCUUCAGUUCAGCAGCUUUGCAUGUCUUAAGAAAAAGAAAGAUGGCCGCUCUGCUGCGCUGCAUGUUUUACCAGGUGAAAGCUUUCAAAUCUGGAUUCUGAAGUGGAACCCUCGUCAUCGCCUGUAGUUUUAAAAGCUGAACGCUCUUGGUGUCCGACUGUCAGCGUGGCUUCAUACGGAGAUAGUCACCGUUACACCGGGCAGGGUUUCCUGAUCGAACAACGCGUCCAUAUUUGACUACAACUAUGCAGAAACUAGCACAUGGCUGUUUGGAUUUUGUGUUUCUUUGUGCACCUCUAUAGCAAAUGAAGGAAUUAAAUCACAGCGUUCUCUUAUAUUAUAAUCAAAAGUUAUGCUUCGCAUGUAACCACAGAACUGUAGUUAGGAGACACCUGAGAGGAAGUAGGAAAAGGAAACAAUCGGGCACUGAAACCUCAACAGUUAAACACGCGUUCUUGUUUGUUUUUACUGCACAAUGGGAGAAUCUGGACCUCGUUUUUUAAAAAACAACAACAAAAGGUUAAGUUCAGCACGGCUGCGUCUCAAACGUCUUUUCCUCGACUCCUGACAGAGGAAGGGUUCGGAUGAAGGAGUCGAGAAAACACUUUUCAGCCACAUUCUUGCCAACUCCUGGUGCCUCCCUUUCACCGCGUGUCUCAUUCACCCGCUAACGACUCGCCAUCGUACACCGAGCUGCCUCUGACUUCAACCCAAUGCAUGGCUUUCUGUUACGACUGCAACUCCGUGUCGUAUCGCCUUAUGUAGCUAACAUUUACUGUCCCGUGAAAUCUGCUGAGCUUUAGGCUAGACUAAGCUAGGCUAGUUAGCAUGACAAGCUAAUUGUUGCCCGAUGGUGUUAGCGGACGUGUAGAAUGCCUGAACGUGGUGUGCGUGUGUGUUUAGAGGCAGCGGGUAGAUGGGUAGCUCUGGAGCGAGUGAACCUCGGCUGGCGGUGCCAAUGGCGUUUUUUUUUUUCCUGGAACAGACGGCGCCGCCAGCCGAGCCUCUCCAGACUCACGUGGCAAUCUGUGGACGAUCUCCUCCCCUUCUGGAAAUAUGAUUUCUGAUCCUGUUCCAUGUACUUCCAUUGUUCUGUGUUUUUUUAAGACGUGUAUUUUUUCUUCUUUUUUUACUAUAUUGAACUCUAUAACUGACUGUAAUUCCAGUGUAAAAUGUGUUCAGAGUGAAAAUAGGGGUUAAAUGUGAGAGGGGGGUCAAAAUGAAUGGUUUUAUGUUUUGUACAGAUUGAUAAAUUGUACAAUUGUCUAUAUCUUAAGUUAUCAGUUCAUCUUAAUAAAGCGCACCAGUCAUAAACCUUUA